This is a messenger RNA of Ilyonectria robusta, 960 nucleotides long. Its product is annotated as beta-lactamase-like protein. The record is from RefSeq and is a predicted model, not a curated record. Lineage: Eukaryota; Fungi; Ascomycota; Sordariomycetes; Hypocreales; Nectriaceae. The transcript is spliced from 4 exons. Bases 1 to 960 code for a protein of 319 amino acids.
AUGGCCUCACUCAAGAAUCUUCCAGCUGGAAAUAAGGCUGUAGAUGUGGUUCUACUGGACGGGGGAGGCUUUACUACAACGGACGACACCAAGAUCCACGCCAAUGGCCACAGCAACCCGUACUAUCUUUAUGACUGGUGCUUCUAUAUAUACCACAAAGAAUCAGGACAGAGUAUUCUGUGGGAUCUUGGCAUAGGCGAAGACCACAAUGACUACACGCCAUUCAUUGUGAACUACCACUUUCCCAGCUGCAACCCAGUCGGUCCGCGUAUUUCACUGGUAGAUCAGUUGAAAGCCUUAGAUAUUGAGCCUGAAGCCAUCGAUGCCGUGCUGUUUAGCCACGCACACUGGGAUCAUUGCAGACCCUUGAAGAAAGAUUUUCCCAAUGCAGAAAUAUUUUUCGGCCCCGGGACCGGAUUGCAUUGCUCUCCCGGUCAUAUUCAAGAUGGUCAGGUCAUGCCCAUGGUCCAGUGGGACUCUCGAUUUUUUGGUGACGGCGGUGUUCAAACAGAAGCUUUCAGUGAGCUUAAGGGCCCAUGGACACCUUGGGGACCAUUUGAAAAUGCGAUGGAUUAUUUUGGGGAUGGCAGCUUUUGGGUAUUCCAAGCUCCAGGCCACAUGGUCGGCAAUUUGGGAGCGGUUGUACGUGUGCCAUCUGGGGAUCAUGUCAUCUUGGCAAGCGACUGUUGUCACUCCAGGGACAUAUUCAUGGGCCACAAGGAGAUUGCGAAUGUCCCACUACCAGACGGGUCUAGAUUCUGCCUUCACGAGGAUCUCGACGCAGCUCAGGACACGAUACAAAAAUUGAGAGAGGCGGUUGAUGAUUAUGGCAUGCAUAUUGCCAUGUCUCACGAUGCUGAAUGGAUUAAGCAACAAAAAAACAUGGUCUUGAUGUCGCUUCUACACCCUCUUUUUGACCAAGAGUGUUUGGCCAGGAUCCGCGCACACCAACAAGCGUGA